Messenger RNA from Neltuma alba, 1617 nucleotides. RefSeq lists its product as uncharacterized. The transcript has 3 exons. Lineage: Eukaryota; Viridiplantae; Streptophyta; Magnoliopsida; Fabales; Fabaceae. The coding region runs from base 384 to 1043 and encodes 219 amino acids. The record is from RefSeq and is a predicted model, not a curated record.
GCACGCAAAUUUAGAUGCAUCAAGCCAAUACCCAUUUGAAAAACGACACACACAGUAUUCGAAUUCAAUUUGAUCACUUUAAGCUAUAUUUUUCCCUUCACAACUCGCUGAUGUGAGUCCCAGUUGUUUCUUGGCUGUAGUUGCUGUACAGUAUACACACACAGGCCGUCAUAGGAUGAAUCAUUGGACUGCUCGCAUAUGUCUCUGGACUCUCAUAUUCCUCAAAAGCUUCCGAACAAAAUAAAUUCUUCUGUAAACUUGUCUUUUUACUGCUUAUUUGGUGACAACUCUUUACUUUUUGCUUUCUUACGUGUCAUUGCAUAUUUUCGCCUCAGCCCCAGGAAUCAAAAUUCCCAGAACUAAAAGAGCAGCAGCAACUUUUGAUGCAAAAAUAUAUGCGGAAAAGACAACAUAAUAGGCACAACUUGCGGCUUUGUCCAGAUGAAGGAAGUUCAACUCAGGAAUCCCUCAAGAAACAUGUCUCAUCAGAUUCAAUCUCAGCGUCUCUGCAGGGUGACUCAAAUGAUGAAGAAGGAAAGGAAGAAGGCCCCACUAGAUUAAUGAGUGUUUCAGGUAAAAGAGUUCGGUCACAUUCAUCUUUGCCGUCAACCCAAAACAGACGGGGAAAAUUAAGGAAACAAGCUAAAAAGAGGCUGCAAAAGUCCAUGAGCUGCAAGACGCUGGGGGAACUAGAACUCGAAGAAGUGAAGGGUUUUAUGGAUCUGGGCUUCGUAUUCAAGAAAGAGAAUAUCAGCUCGCGAAUGAUGAGUGUAAUCCCGGGCUUGCAGAGACUUGAUAUUCGCCCAAAUGAACAGAGCACGCAAAAAAUUGAUGCCUCAGAAACAGGGGAAAAUCAUACUAUGAAACCAACGGAAAAGAAGAAAGACAUCGAGAGACCAUAUCUAUCGGAGGCGUGGCUGAUAAAGAGACCAGAUUCACCACUACUAAAUAUGAAGAUUUCCAAGCUCCGUUCAGCUUCUGAUAUGAAAAAACUUCUACGAUUCUGGGCCAAGGGUGUGGCCUCAGAAAUCCACCAUUCAUGAAUCGUGUUCUUUAUAUCUAUGUAUCUAUGUAGAGCUGCAACACUGUGGGUAGAGCAAAAAAUUAAGACCCACCAUCAUUGUUGAACGUGAAGUCAUGGUCGCUGUAAUAAAACAAGUGUAUGGGGAAAUCAAAGUUGAGAGAGAAACUAAACAAUGGGGGUGUAAAUGCUGGUUGUAGGAAUGUUGUUGGAGGGAUGAAAAUAGGAAGCGAAAUGAGCAGAGAAGUUACCAUGUUGGAUUAAUGGAGGAACUAGGAGGGAAGUGGGAAAGGGGUAAGAGCGACAGAGAGAGAAGAGAGUGAUCAAAGAAGAGGAUAAGCAUGGGUUUGUCGAGCAGGGUGGGCCUUCAGCGACACACAACGAGGUAUUGCCUCAUGAGACAGCUCCAUCCUCUGCUUGUCUUGUAGUACGAUUGCGUAUCAUCAUUCAUUACUUGUGAUUCGUGUGUGCGGUUUAUUUGUUGGCAAAUGUAACAAUAAUGACUUUGUCUGCAGUCUGGACCCGCCCACGACAUGCUGUUUAUAUUCAUUUCACUUCUUAAUUUCAAUAAAAUAUGUAUAUUUAUCCAUCUAGCA